UCUCCCAGGAUCAAAUCUCGCCAAAUAUGGCAGCAUUUAACAGAAGCCUUAAUUUGGCAUCGUAUCUUGCUCCACAAGCAACUCAAUCACCAGAAACAACACGAUACAAGACGGAGACUCACUGAUCAGCGAGGACGAAAUUUUCGAGCUUGGAUUCUUCAACCCCAAAGACUCAACCUUAAGCCAUUGUUAGAUAAAAACGGAGCUAUGAAGAUUGCAGAUGACGGGAACUUGGUAGUCGUCAACGGCCAAAACGAGACCGUUUGGUCAACAAACGUCCCGCUCAAGUUGAAUAAUUCUGUGGCUCUUCUGUUGAAAACAGGGGAUUUGGUUCUGUCUUCAAAUUCAAACAGAAGCAAUUUGUAUUGGGAGAGCUUUAACAAUCCAACUGAUACUUACUUGCCCGAUAUGAGGGUUAGGGUGAAUCCAUCAAGUGGAGAAAAUCGCGCUUUUAUCCCGUGGAAAUCAGAAAAUGAUCCUUCACCAGGAAGGUAUUCGCUGGGGAUUGAUUCCAUUGGAACACUAGAGAUUGUGAUUUGGGAAGGGGACAUGAAGAAAUGGCGUAGCGGACCAUGGAAUUCGGUUAUCUUUACCGGUAUACCGGUUAUGUACCUUGCAAGGAACACUAUUCACGCGUUUAAGCUCUCUUCUCCUCCUGAACGAGAUGGUAGCGUAUACUUAACAUAUGCUCCUUUAAAUAGCUCUGACUUAUUAAGGUUUCAGAUUAGGUUUGAUGGCGUAUUAGAGCAGUUCAGAUGGAACAAGAGUGCCAAGAACUGGACCUCGCUUCUAUUGAAACCAAGCAUGGAAUGCGAGAGGUAUAAUCGUUGUGGUAAUAACAGCCUAUGUGGUGAUAGUAGAUACGGUAACUUCGGUAAAUGUAGUUGCAUUGAUGAGUUUGAGCAGUUGAAUCGAAACCAAUGGGACGGUGGGGAUUUCUCGGGUGGAUGCAAAAGAAUAGUUCCAUUGUACUGUGGCCACAGUCUGCUUGCAGAUAAACAAGACCGGUUUAGGGUACUUAGUGGAAUGAAGCUGCCUGAUUUUGGAUCAGUUGUUUCGCUUAAAAACUCGGAGACUUGUAAGGAUGUAUGUGUGAGGGAUUGCUCGUGUAAUGCUUAUGAAUUCGAAAGUGGAGUCGGCUGCAUGAUAUGGAAAGAAAACUUAGUUGAUUUGCAGGAUUAUAUGCUCAAUGGUACUAAUCUUUAUAUUCAUUUUGCGGAUUCAAAACAAAACACGGUUAGGUUUUGGAUUGUGGUCAUAAUGGCUCCUUCGGUUUGCAUUUUAGUUGCAGUUUUUGUUGGUUUGAGGUUGCGAAAGUCCGUAAAGCGUAGAGCUGAAAAAAUCGAAAAGCUUGGAAAUUAUGGAAUGAUGGAUAGGCUACCACUCUUGCAGACCCUCGAAUCUGCUACGAGACUUUUGAGAAUGAACUGCGAAGAUGUGUGCACAUUGGUUUAUUAUGCGUCCAAGAUCACUCAAACGAUAGGCCAUGCGCUUCUACCGUGAUUUUAAUGCUCGGUAAUGAGAAUUCAGACCUCCCCAAGCCAAAGCAGCCCGUGUUUAUAGCGACAUGGAACGCUACAGACGCUGAAUCAUUGAUGCAAAGAGCAUCCAUCAACCGUGUGAGUUUCACAUCAAUCUCAGGACGAUAGCUCUCAGCAAUAAGUUUUGAUUUACGAGUGUAAAACCAUCUGUGUUUGGGUUUGAAGUCACACACUCUUAGAACUGAUAUAUAGUUUGUUUAAGAAUUUUGAUUUCCACAUUUUUAUUUUGGUUUUAGAAUGAAUGAAUGUAAACUAUGAACAUCUACGGAAAAUUUUAUUGGUAUCAGUAGAUCAUUAGUAAUUUG
This is a messenger RNA of Thlaspi arvense, 1846 nucleotides long. NCBI's taxonomy places the organism in Eukaryota, Viridiplantae, Streptophyta, Magnoliopsida, Brassicales, Brassicaceae. The record is from the annotation of a GenBank genome assembly.